Messenger RNA from Scleropages formosus (Asian bonytongue), 1366 nucleotides. RefSeq names its product muscle segment homeobox 1a (gene msx1a). The record is from RefSeq and is a predicted model, not a curated record. Gene Ontology annotation, cellular component: nucleus. NCBI's taxonomy places the organism in Eukaryota, Metazoa, Chordata, Actinopteri, Osteoglossiformes, Osteoglossidae. The coding region runs from base 79 to 864 and encodes 261 amino acids. The transcript has 2 exons. Gene Ontology annotation, molecular function: DNA-binding transcription factor activity, RNA polymerase II-specific; RNA polymerase II transcription regulatory region sequence-specific DNA binding. Gene Ontology annotation, biological process: regulation of transcription by RNA polymerase II; embryonic morphogenesis.
GUACGGCGCUCGGGGCCCCCGUCGGUGAGCAGCGCGCCUCGGAGUUGCAGAGAGUCGGUGCUGAGCGGCCGCGCGGAGAUGCAGACGAGUGUGAGCUCGCCCGGGGAGGAGGACGCGGACAAGCCGAAAGUGCCCGUCCUCCCGUUCAGCGUGGAGGCGCUCAUGGCCGAUCGCAAACCCAGCCGAGACUCGGCCGCGGCGGCGCUGUCGGAAGCGGGCGCUCCGGUGCUGGCGGGCACCUCUCACGCGCUCGGCGCCAGAGUCGUGGGCUCCCUGAGCGGCGCGGAGACCCCCGUGUCCCCGCUGGCCGUGGGCUCGCCCUUCCCGCUGGGAGGAAUAAUGAAGCUGCAGGAGGACGCGCUUGUCAAGUCGGAGAGCCCCGCCGACAGGCAGGAGCGCGGCUCGUGGGUGCAGAGCGCGCGCUUCUCGCCUCCUCCUCCUGCCAGAAGGCUCAGCCCCCCUGCUUGUCCCCUGAGAAAACACAAGACCAACAGGAAGCCUCGGACCCCAUUCACAACAACCCAGCUGCUGGCCCUGGAGAGGAAGUUCCGCCAGAAGCAGUACCUGUCCAUAGCCGAGCGCGCGGAGUUCUCCAGCUCGCUGAACCUGACCGAAACGCAGGUCAAGAUCUGGUUCCAGAACAGACGGGCCAAAGCCAAACGCCUGCAGGAGGCCGAACUGGAAAAGCUGAAAAUGGCAGCCAAGCCCAUGCUUCCUCCUGCUUUUGGGAUUUCAUUUCCCCUCAGUGCCCACGUCCCGGCCUCAUACGGAGCCUCGCACCCCUUCCAGAGACACUCUUUGCCCGUGUCACCUGUUGGUCUCUACGCUGCCCAUGUUGGAUACAGCAUGUACCACUUGGCGUGAGGGGAAAGGCCUUGCUGCAGCGGAUGCCCCGCACAAACCGUGCCAGAUUUUGUGUGUGAGAGCUGUGGCGCAAACAAAAGAACUUAAAAUGUCAUUGCAGCUUUGUGUAAUUUCUGGCCCGGUAUGAGUAGAGCGAGAGAAGGCUCAUGUUGCCCCGAGCAGGUAAUACACUUUGGCAAAUGCAGACUUGUACUAAUGAUGCCAUAUCUGAUCAUAUCAUUGGCAACUUCUAGCUUUGUUAUAAAAUCAGAAGUAAUCCCCAGAAAGGUAGCUGUUCCACAGGGCUGAUCCUUGUGAAGCCACUGAUACCCUGCAAAACUCUGUAUUGAGGCCGGUUCAGAGCUAAAUGCCUCCACAUGCCUUAAUCCCAAAGUAGGUUAAGGACAUUUUUUACACUUCUGAGAAAAAGAAGUGCCAGUUGGUGUUUUCUGCAUUCUUAACAGGCAAGAGAAAAGUGGGGGUUUCUAACUUUCAUAAGCAGUUGUUUGCUCUUUUGCUAAAU